This is a messenger RNA of Prorocentrum cordatum, 2252 nucleotides long. Lineage: Eukaryota; Dinophyceae; Prorocentrales; Prorocentraceae. The record is from the annotation of a GenBank genome assembly.
GAGAGCCGACGUCGUGACUGCUGUCCAGCACCGCCCCGACGUCAUGGUUUUCUCGUGGCCUCGACCUCCAGGGCCCUCGACCCCCUCGGGGGGCCGAACUUUCGCGGCGCACCUCCGCCGUGACUUUGGUCGAGGCGCUGGAUCUCUGGGGCAGGGCACGUGCAGCGCCGGGGCUCCGCGGGGCGCGGGGGCCCGCGCGCGGCCCCCUCGCGCGACCCUCGCGGCGCCAUGGCGGGGCGGCCCGGCGCCCAUCCGCCGGCCCAGUGGCAGAACCAGCAGCACCCGGGCCAGCAGCACCAGCAGCCCCAGACGCAUGUGCCGCCACCAAACUGGGGCGGCGGCCGCGGCAGAGGCAAGGGCGGCAGCAAGGGGUGCGGCGCGCACCAGCCCGGCGGGAAGCCGCACGGGCCGCCGGUCACCGUGUCGUCGCUGCAGGCGGGCGAGCUGGUAGACGUCUUCCACCGCUAUAUGCAGGACCCGAACGGUUAUUUCAUGGUCUCCCACAGCUCGGGUGGCGUCUUCCACCCGAGCGUGGGCAGGACGGACGGCUGGACCGAGGCCCGCGUCUCCGAGGCCUGGGACAUCAGCAGGUUCAACCCAGGCCAGUACAACACCUGGGUGGAGAUCCAGUGGACCCACCCAAAGUGGUACAAUCGGCGGGGGCACCGUCUUGACGUCAACAACAUCAGCAUGGUGACGCAGCGCGUGAUGCCCGACCAGAUCCGCCAGCGUUACCAGCCCUCGGAGGCACAGCAGCAGCCGCAGCUGACGCUCUUCCACAUUCGCUGGGGCGGGGAGCAGCCUGUGAACCCGGUCACCGAGGGAGCUGGAGGCUGGGGCCAAGUUGGCUCGACGCCUUCCGACAACUACAUCAAUACUUGGGAGGACACGGUGUACCAGGCGCUGGGGCCAACCUACGAGAUCAUAUCGGCAUUCUACCAGGGCUCCGAGGAUCUCGCCAAGAUCAGUGCGCCUCUGCUGCGGCAGCUUGCCUCUGGUCAGCACCUGAACGGGCUGUACUUCAUGUGGCCCAUCGCCUAUCAGGACGGCCACAAUUAUCCGGCCUACGUGGACCGCGUGAGACAACUCGAGCUCAUGGUCCAGAUGGAGGCGGCAGGGAUACCGACGCGCUUCCCGCACAACGCCCACCUGUACAGGAUCUUUGCGUCGAAGGAGUGGACCACGCAGAUGUGCCUGCAUCUCCCCCUGCACGUGCCGCUCACCACCGCGGUGCCGCGGUCGGCCAUCAUCUGCAACCCUGGCAAGGCCGCCGCGAACGCCAUCAGGGCCCUGGCGAACCUCAACGAGGGGCGGGCUGCGAUGACGGGGCAGCCCGCCGCCCCAGUGCAGAAGGGCGUGGCGAAGCUCGGCUGGAGCUGGGAGGCGAUGGACGUGCGGGCCUGGACCAACUCGCAGGUGCUGUCGGACGCGCUCGCACAGCUGGUGGAGCAGCCGGGCAGCAACGUGGACCUCUGUUUCGUGCAGGAGUGGGUCGACUUCGACGUCGAGAUGCGGCACUUCAUCGUGGAGCCAUCGCUCAACGACCCCCAGACGUGGCGGCCUAAGAAGAUCGUGUACACUGUCUUCAAGUCCAAGGAGGGCGGCAGCUUCAGAGACUUCGACAGGUACGAGCGCCAAGGCUGCCUGCAGAGGUGUUUCUUUGGGGACGAUGCGGCGCUCAGCGACGCCGAGCGGCAGGCAGAGGAGCUGAUCGGUAGGUGGCUUCUGUGGUUCCAGGCGCAGACGAGCGAGCUGCCCACUGUGAUCCGCUUCGACAUACUGGCCAAGCGCUUGGGUCCAGGGCGCGCCCACGUGACCACUGGCGAAGUCACCGAGCUGGGCGGCUGCUUUCUGGGGUGGCCUCAAGGUCCGCAGGUGGUCAUGUCGGCAAUGCUGCGUUCUUGCUUCAACGACCCAGAGGCGCAGUAGCCCCAUGGAGUCCUUUCGCCGCAUCGUCAGCCUCGGCUAUCCUGCGGGCAUGGCCGCGGCGUGGCCCGAGCAGAGUGCGGCGGGGAGGGCCCCCUCUUAGUUCCUAGUUGAGGGCGCUGCUCAGCAUGGCCUGCAGCGAGUGGAGUCCCUGGGACGCUGCUCGGCUUUUGCGCCAAGACGGGGGGCGCCAGCGCAAUAAUCUCUGCUGUGCGCACUUGCUGUCUAGCUUUAGGUAUAUGCGUGCUCUCGCGCACGCACCACGCAGGGUGGUGGACGGAAUCUCAGCCAGUGUGCAUCCAAUAAAUCAAGAACCUAGAACAAAA